AUAGAGGCUAGGUUAGGUUAGGUUACACUUUUUGUUGGCCUGGUUUAACUGUUGCAUUUAUAAUCUGUCACAAAUUGAUUGCAAUUUAGAGCAAUUAUUAUUGUCUGUAUAUAUUUUAUAGAAAUUUGCGUGUGAAUGAUGGCGUACGUAUCUUUCAGAAUUCAGAAAUGUUUACAAGAUUAAAGUCCAAAGUCACAUUCAGAAUCACUCUCACAUCUGAUCCUAAUCUGCCAUAUAAAGUACUUAGUGUACCAGAAAAUACUCCAUUUACUGCUGUAUUAAAAUUUGCUGCUGAGGAAUUUAGAGUGCCGCCAGCUACAUCGGCCAUAAUUACAGAUGAUGGAAUAGGUAUUAAUCCUCAACAAACUGCAGGAAAUGUAUUUCUUAAACACGGUGCAGAGCUCAGAUUGAUUCCCAGAGAUCGCGUUGGAUACACUAGAUGAUUUAUGUUAUUAAAGCAAAUUCGCAAAAGUAACGAGCAUCCGACUUAAACGAUGUCACACAACGAAAUGUCAAACAGAAAAACAUUAUCAAUAAACGGAAAAAGGAAAAACAGGAGGAAAAGGACAGAAGAUGUUAGAAAGGAGAAAGUGAAUGUAUAAUGUCAGAAUACAAAUCCGGCAAAGAC
Messenger RNA from Acromyrmex echinatior (Panamanian leafcutter ant), 628 nucleotides. RefSeq names its product Ubiquitin-fold modifier 1 (gene Ufm1). Gene Ontology annotation, cellular component: cytoplasm; nucleus. Gene Ontology annotation, biological process: protein K69-linked ufmylation. Lineage: Eukaryota; Metazoa; Arthropoda; Insecta; Hymenoptera; Formicidae. The record is from RefSeq and is a predicted model, not a curated record.